Molecule: messenger RNA, 444 nt
Organism: Elephantulus edwardii (Cape elephant shrew)
Lineage: Eukaryota; Metazoa; Chordata; Mammalia; Macroscelidea; Macroscelididae
Product: CDKN2AIP N-terminal-like protein-like
Exons: 4
Coding region: 1-444 (147 amino acids)
Source: RefSeq, a predicted model, not a curated record
AUGCGACGUAGGCUUCCAACCCCAGCCGUUUCGAUAAACAUUCUGCUGGUAUUGGAGAAUUUCCUUAAGGAGGCACUUGCAGGAGUAGCUGCAGAAGCAAGUGGCGAGGCCGCCGCCGCGGUGGAAGAACUGGUUUCAGGGGUGCGGCAGGCGGCCGACUUCGCGGAGCAGUUCCGUACUUAUUCGGAAAGCGAGAAGCAAUGGAAAGCCCGGAUGGAGUUCAUCCUACGUCACCUGCCAGACUACCGCGACCCGCCCGACGGCAGCGGCCGCCUGGACCAGCUCCUGUCUCUCUCCAUGGUCUGGGCCAACCACCUCUUCUUGGGCUGCAGUUACAACAAAGACCUUUUAGACAAGGUGAUGGAAAUGGCUGAUGGGAUUGAAGUGGAAGAUUUGCCACAGUUUACAACCAGAAGUGAAUUAAUGAAAAAGCAUCAAAGCUAA